AUGUGGGUCUUUGGGAAGAUCAGGGAGAGCAUGGAGAGCAUUCCUCUAGAGCUGAGUCGUUACAUCAGGAAGAGUGAGGAGGAUAUCUUUCUCUCCUCUAAGGCCAGUCUCUCUCACAAGUUGCACAACAACAUCCUCACCCCAGACAAGAUCCCAGAGUUUUGUUUGCCUCCGCGACUUUGCAAGAGAAGCCCGCUGCUGGAAGCUGAGACAACGGCACCGAACUUGGACGGUCAGAACCGGAUAACCAACAGCAGCACUUCUUCAAGCACUACACGUGUAAAGACAACGGAUGUGAAGACGAAGAAUGGUGAUGCAUCAGUGGCUUGUAAGGUUACAAAGAAACCUUUGCCGUUCUCUGCAGAGGGGUACGGCCUGACUGGGAUAUAUGAGAGCCCCAACACUCGAAGGAAAGAGUCUUUGUUUCACUCAAAGUGCCCUGUUUACAUGUUUGAUAGAAGCAUUCCUACUGCAGCACGCAGGCUGGCAAAGGAGACAAACCCACCCAAGAAAACUUUAUCUGGAUAUCUUCCUCUGUUUUUGUCCAAGAGUCUGUCAGAGACUGGAAGCACAGAAAGUGAAACACCAUCUUCCAGUGACUCUUCUCCCAUCAGUUCCCCUUAUAGCGCUAAAUCCUCCCUUUACAUCCCAUCGGGCAGUGGCCGUCUUAAGGGAGCAACAUCCUGUCCUUCGUUAACUGACAGCAUGGAGGACAGAGGGAGGUGGUCGAGGGGGGGAUUCAGUUCAACAACCUCUCCCAGUAGCCCUCCAAGCUUAGAGGGAAGCUCACUCACCUUAGCCCCACCUGUCCUCUUCCCCCUGGAUGUUCUGCAGUGUCAGGAGCGGUUUCCUCGUGAGCACGUCCUCCCUUUGCUGGGCCGUGGUAAAGUGCGCCUCUUCGCUCAGCACACCACAUUCUCCACCAACACAUUCUCAUCAUUUUCCACAGUCAGAGUCCGUGUGGUGUCUGUGGAGGGCCUGUGGAACGAUACUGACCGACGAACCCUGAACUGUGCAGUGAAUCUGUGUCUGACCCCGGGGAAGCUGCAGCAACAGGUGAGCGCCACCAUCAGGAACUGCCGCAGCCCUGUGUUUAAUGAAGAUUUCUUCUUUACAGAGCUCAGUAGAGAGGAUCUGCUGGACCUGCAGCUCAGGAUAAAAGUGGUGGAUAAACCUGCAGCUGGAACAUUGAGAAGAGGGACAGUGAUUGGGGUGAUCACCAAACCACUGUCUCAGUUACUCCCUCUUAAAAAACGGGUAGAGGAAUAA
Molecule: messenger RNA, 1269 nt
Organism: Morone saxatilis (striped sea-bass)
Lineage: Eukaryota; Metazoa; Chordata; Actinopteri; Moronidae
Product: C2 calcium-dependent domain-containing protein 4C
Exons: 1
Coding region: 1-1269 (422 amino acids)
Source: RefSeq, a predicted model, not a curated record